Molecule: messenger RNA, 794 nt
Organism: Elaeis guineensis (African oil palm)
Lineage: Eukaryota; Viridiplantae; Streptophyta; Magnoliopsida; Arecales; Arecaceae
Source: RefSeq, a predicted model, not a curated record
UCCACCAUUACCCCCUCCCUCUAAUCUUCUAUAAGUUUGGACUCCAUCUCCUCCCUCUAUUCUCUCCCUCCUUUCUGGCUUUUAACUUGCUCUCCAGGAGAGCCUGAGAGAGGGAAGGAGGCAUGGGUUGCAAAUUCUCUUGCAGAUCAUCACAGACGUUCGAGGGCGUGCGGGUGAUCCACAUCAACGGCUACGUGGAGGACUUCGUGGGGCCGGUCACGGCGGGCCAGGUAACGGGGAAGCCCCCCAAGCACGUGCUCUUCUCCGCGGCCCACCUGCUCUCCCCGGGCUCUCGACCGCUCCAGCUCGACGACUUGCUCGAACCGGGCCGGAUCUACUUCCUCCUCCCCCAUUCCGUCUUCCAGUCCGACACGUCGCCGGUGGACCUGGCCUCUCUCGCCACCCGGCUCACCGCCAUGGCGCGUCGGGGGGGCGGGCCGGCACCCGCCGGAGGCCCACAGCCGACCGGUGUGUUGGGGAAUAUUGGGCCGGGGACUGAUGGGCCGUGGCGGUCGAGGGCUCGGACGUGGAGGCCGGAGCUGGACCCGAUCGAGGAGCGGUCUCUGGGGCGGUCCAUGGGAAGGGAGUCCUACAGCAGCUCCAGCCCCGAUCGGAAACGUGAAAUGGUCGCAGGUUGGGAAUAUCCCGCCCGUAAUGUGCCGUGACUUUUGCUUGGCACGUGUGUAGUGCUCCACGCGUGUGUGGGUUUUUGGGUGUUCCGAAAUGGAUGGGUUUUUCUCUCUUCUUUUUUUUUUUUUUCCUUUUUAUAAAUAAUAUAUGAACUUUCUCUCUCU